AUGAAGAAAGACAAUGAAUCCACUAUCCCAGAUUUCAUCCUCCUGGGAGUUACUGGUCAGAAAGAACAUGAUAAUGUUUUAUUCAUCCUCUUCCUGUUCAUUUACCCCAUCACAUUGACUGGAAACCUGCUCAUCAUCUUGGCCAUUCACUCAGACAGUCGCCUUCAUAAUCCCAUGUAUUUUUUCCUUGCCAACCUCUCCUUUGUUGACAUCUUCUUUUCAUCUGUAACUAUCCCUAAGACAUUGAUCAACCACAUCUUAAGCAGCAAAGCCAUCUCCUUUGUGGGAUGCCUGACACAGAUGUAUUUUAUGAUUGCCUUGGCUAAUGCAGACAGCUAUACAUUGGCUGCAAUGGCAUACGACCGAGCUGUGGCCAUCAGCCGCCCGCUUCAUUACACAACAAUUAUAAGCCCACGGUUUUGUGUCCUACUGGUUGUUGGGUCUUGGGUAGUUGGAAAUGCCAAUGCCCUGCCCCAUACUCUCCUUACAGGUAGUCUGUCCUUCUGUGGCAACACUGAUGUGGCAAACUUUUACUGUGACAUUAUGCCUUUGCUCAAGUUAUCCUGUUCUGACAUCCGUUUUAAUGUAAAGAUUAUGUACAUAGGGGUUGGUGUUUUCUCUGUGCCAUUACUAUGCAUCAUUAUCUCCUAUGUUCAGGUCUUUUCCACAGUCCUAAGGAUUCCAUCUACUAAGGGUGUGCUUAAAGCGCUCUCCACUUGUGGUUCUCACCUCACAGUUGUUUCUUUGUAUUAUGGUACAAUGAUGGGCAUGUACUUCCGCCCUCUGACCAGUUACAGCCUGAAGGAUGCAGUGUUAACUGUGAUGUACAUGGCAGUGACCCCAAUGUUAAAUCCUUUCAUCUACAGUCUGAGAAACCGGGACAUGAAGGCUGCCCUACGGAAACUCUUCAGCAAGAGAAUCUCCAUAUGA
This is a messenger RNA of Tupaia belangeri chinensis (Chinese tree shrew), 930 nucleotides long. RefSeq names its product olfactory receptor 1A1. The coding region runs from base 1 to 930 and encodes 309 amino acids. Gene Ontology annotation, biological process: G protein-coupled receptor signaling pathway. Lineage: Eukaryota; Metazoa; Chordata; Mammalia; Scandentia; Tupaiidae. Gene Ontology annotation, molecular function: olfactory receptor activity; G protein-coupled receptor activity. Gene Ontology annotation, cellular component: membrane. The record is from RefSeq and is a predicted model, not a curated record. The transcript has a single exon.